Tilletiopsis washingtonensis is the source of this 1532-nucleotide messenger RNA. RefSeq names its product acetylornithine and succinylornithine aminotransferase. Gene Ontology annotation, cellular component: mitochondrial matrix. The record is from RefSeq and is a predicted model, not a curated record. NCBI's taxonomy places the organism in Eukaryota, Fungi, Basidiomycota, Exobasidiomycetes, Entylomatales. Gene Ontology annotation, molecular function: identical protein binding; transaminase activity; pyridoxal phosphate binding. The coding region runs from base 30 to 1469 and encodes 479 amino acids. The transcript has 2 exons.
UCUCCUCCUCACCACAUCCUCGCUCCACCAUGCUCCGUCUCGCACGCACGCCGCUGCCACGCAGCAUUGCCUCUUGCUCGCGGCGCGCCUACGCCACCGCGGCGCCGUGCACCAAGUAUCUCAGCGUCACGCACCCCGACGCGCAGCCCGAGUCGGCGGCGCCCGACUCGGUCGGCGCCGCGCUGGCGCGCUUCGACGCCGCCACGCUCGCCACGUACGCGCGGCCCUCGGUGCUGCUGACGCGCGGCCAGGGGCUCGAUCUGUGGGCCAAGUCCGACGCCCACGGCGAGCUGCACUACCUCGACUUCAGCAGCGGCAUUGCCGUCAACUCGCUCGGGCACGCCGACGCGCAGAUCGCCGCGCUGGCGGGCGAGCAGGCGGCGCGCCUCGUGCACAGCAGCAACCUGUACCACAACGAGUGGAGCGGCGAGCUGGCGCACCGCAUGGUGCAGAUGACGCGCGAGCAUGGCGGGCUGGGCAUUGAGAAGGGCGGGCAGGGAGAGCUCAAGGUGUUCCUGGCCAACUCGGGCACCGAGGCAAAUGAAGCGGCGUUGAAGUUUGCGCGCAAGUCCGGCAUGACCCAGUCGGGCGAGGCCGGCAAGAAGGCCGGGCUGGUCUCCUUCACCAAUGCCUUCCACGGCCGCACCAUGGGUGCGCUGGCCAUGACGCCGAACCCCAAGUAUCAGGCGCCCUUUGCGCCUCUCAUCGGCGCCGUGCGCACCGGCACGUACAACGACUUUGCCAAUCUCGACACACUGAUCGACGAGAGCACCGCCGGCGUCAUCGUCGAGCCCGUGCAGGGCGAAGGCGGCAUCUUCCCGGCCAAGGUCGAGUGGCUGCAGGCGCUGCGCAAGCGCUGCGACGAAGUCGGCGCGCUGCUGAUCUUCGACGAGAUCCAAUGCGGCCUCUUCCGCAGCGGCACGCUCUGGUGCCACUCCAGCUUCCCCACCGACGCGCACCCGGAUCUCAUCACCAUGGCCAAGCCGCUCGCCAACGGCUUCCCCAUCGGCGCCGUGCUGAUGCGCAAGAGCGUCGCCGACACCAUCACCGUCGGCGACCACGGCACCACCUUUGGCGGCGGCCCGCUGGCGUCGCGCAUCGCGCACCACGUGCUGGGCCGCCUGGCGGAGCCGGCGCUCAUCGCCUCGGCAAAGGCGGCCUCGGAGCGUCUGCUCGAGCGCCUCACGGCCCUGCGCGACAUGUUUCCCGAGCUCGUGCGGCACGACGAGGCCGCGGGCGUGGCGUCGCCGCGCGGCAAGGGCCUGCUCAUCGGCCUGAGCAUGCAGGAGCCAGCACACGCCGGCAGGCUCGUCAAGAUGGCGCGCGAGCGCGGCCUCAUCGUCCUCUCGGCGGGCAGCGAUGCCCUGCGCAUCGUCCCCAGCCUCACGGUGACGCUGGCCCAGAUCGACACGGCGUGUGAUGUGCUGGAGAGCUGCUUUGAGGCGCUGAAGCGCGAGGUGGAGCAGUAGAGGAAAGAUAGAUUUGAGAAGGGUGGAGUCAUCGUCACGCGAAAUAUAAUGAUAGAAUCUAGG